Molecule: messenger RNA, 804 nt
Organism: Ambispora leptoticha
Lineage: Eukaryota; Fungi; Glomeromycota; Glomeromycetes; Archaeosporales; Ambisporaceae
Source: the annotation of a GenBank genome assembly
AUGACCAAAACGUGCGACCAGAGUCUUGAAAUAAAAGAUCAGACCUCAAAUCAUCUGAAACCAAAUCCGAUUGUCAACCCAUUAGAACCUGGAACUCAGCCAGAAGACAACCAUUUUGUGCAGAAUCUGCAUGUUCGCUUUGAGGUGCAAAGUCCUUCACCACAGAGAUGCCCUUCUAUCCAACUUGAAUACCACCACCUUGAGAUCGAUAUCGUAACAACCCUAGCUGAGUUAUCACAACCCCAACCUCAGCUACAACCUGCCUCUGAAGCUGUUGCAGCAAACCCGAUAGAUCAAUUACUACAAAGUAUAAAUAAUCUUAUACUUGUCAUAGGAAAUAAUGCAAACCAGCUCCAAAAAGCCAAAGUAGUCAAGUGCCUAACCUUUAGUAGUAGUAAUCAAGACCCUCUUAUAUGGGCCGGUGUAUACUUGGUAAAGAAACGUUGCAUAUACAGUGCGAACAUAGCAGGAUUAAUUACAGCCUCGGAACUCCUUUAUAUAUUUAUUCAAAUGACAAUUCUGUAUUACCUACCAACAAAACCGUUAGUUUGCAGAACUAAGGUUCUGACAACAAGAGCUGGAGAAACUGUUGAUGAUUAUUAUAAUGAACUGAAAAGGAUAUAUUGGAAAGCAGAUUUAAUGGAAAAAUACUCUCAAAUUGACCGAAUCUGUCAGUUCAUAGACGGAUUAAGACAAAAAUUGAGCUACCUAAAACGUGAAGGCUCUAAUAAUGAAGAAAUAAGUGAAUUAAAGAAAGUUAUAUCUAAAAUAGAACAGAACAUGAAAGCAUUGAUUCAAAAUUAA